UCUAACCUUCGCGUAGCCGGUCAGGUUAGACAACCCGACAGUCCACCCAAGGCACACUGGACUGACAAGGGAAACUCGUGAGUGCCCAACAAUCUGCCAGGUCACAGCGCGAGAGAGGAAUUAGAAAGAUGAAGAAAGAGUGAGAGGGAAGUCAAGCGAGCGAGAGGAAAGAUAGGGAAAUCGAUAAGUUUGGCGAUAAAAGGGCAGGAUGCGCCUGUACUCGCUCUUUUAGUUGAAACGGAAACCUGUAACAGUGGACUAAUUUUUUGAUUUCACCAUCAGCACAAUAAAAGCACAGUGUUAUCUAAAAAAAUCCACACCGUUUUCAACAUUUCAAAAAAUUAGUUUACCACUACUACCAGUGCGUGUCGUCAGUGCGGAAAAAGCCCUUAUACGCGUAUCAUAAAAUCGUUUCGCGGAACGGAAAAAUACAAUAAUUUGUGCGCGCGUGUGCUAUAGUGGAACGAUAUAAUGGCUCAACGUGAUUCGCAUCGUAUGCCACGGACGGAGGAAACCCUUGCAUCGAAUCCGGAUAUGCCCCUUGAAAGCGGCAACGUUUCCGGCGGGCUAAGGUACGAUCCAUCCACUCCGGGACCACCGCACGCUUUACCGUCAGAAGGAUGUACCCCGAGAAGCGUCAUCGCCUCAUUGAACGCUUCAGGUGAGCCGAGGUAUGAUACACCUACCCCGGGACCAUCGAACGCCGUACCUGCGGAAGGAUGCACUCCGAGCAACGUCAUCCCCGCACCGAAUGCUGUGGUGCUUCGCGAAGGGGUGCAAAGAAAGGCGGUAAGUUCCCCAAUCCACGAAACACAUUACACUGCAUACCAGGGCCGCGCUGAUGCUCGCGAAUCGCGACGACGACGGCUACAAGCACUUGAAAGGGAGAUAGCGAUGCUGCGGAAUGAAGAGGACGAUAGUGGCGCGCAAACACUGCGAGAUGCAGAAGACGAGAAUGGCGCGGCGGCCAUCGCGGAGCAUCCUAAUUACGGUGGCACGGGGGGGACGCAUUACCCGGAGUUUGCGGAGUGGGUGAAAGGUUUCGAGGAAUCCUUGCGUCGUACCUACGAAGCGGAAAAAGCAACAUCGCAAGGUCAAGCUCCAGGGGGGAACGACCUCGGUCAUCGCGCCAUUGCAGUCCCGGCACAACACACACAACCGAACACCGCAAUUACAUCGUCCUAUGGUGCACUACCGUCGCACACGAUGCAUCAGAGCUACGAAACACAACCGACGAACUCGAAGCAACAGAGAUACGUAACUCAGCCGACUUACGCAACGCCGAUAACGCAUGCAUCUCAGCCGAUUCACGCGACACAAACGCUUUCUCACGCAACACAUUCUCACCCGGCUUACACCAUACAGACACAACCGAUAUACACUACACAUUCACGCCCGAUUCACAUGAUACCACCACAACACGAGUAUGUCCAACCACUCUUCAACACCAGCGCGCUAAGUCAGAGCCAAAUAGCGGCCCGUCAACCAGUGCCCCACGACCUUCCGAUAUUCUCCGGUGAACCAGAAGCGUGGUUACUAUUCAUAGCCACAUACAACCGCACUAAUGCUGCGUGCGGCUACACGGAUGAUGAGAAUAUCGGUCGUCUACAGUAUGCGUUGAGAGGAGCGGCGCUCGAGGCGGUUGGAAAUCUUUUGUCCUUUCCGGCUGGGUUGAAGGAGGCGAUGGCGACCCUAAAGGCACGCUUCGGUAGACCGGAUCUGAUUGUGGAAUCCAUGACCGAUAAGAUCAGGAAGAUGGCACCACCGAAUGUUGACAAGUUGUCCACAGUGGUGGAAUUCGGUUAUGCGGUGAAGCGGUUGGUAGGAGCGAUGACGGCGUCCGGGUUACGCGGAUACAUGUACGACGUGGCGCUACUUAAGGAGCUGGUCAGGAAACUACCGCCGGUCUUAUGCAUAGACUGGGCAAGAACGAGGAGGCAUCUUGGGGAAGUGACGCUGGUGGAGUUUAGUCGGUGGGUGGGCGAUUUGGCGGAGGAUCUGUGCGGUGUCAUCGACGUGAUACCCGGGACAGGCGAUGCUGACCUUUACCGCCGACAACCAGAAUCGCAUCACAAUCGUAGUCAGCCACAGCGGUUUCAGACCCAUCGUGCCCCGCCAGCGCCUGUCGAUCGACGGCCGCCGGUUGGAACUGGACGCGUUCAUCCGGCCUACUGCAACACAACGGUGCUUAGUAACGCUCCUUCGACGAUAAACGCCACUGACUCGCUACCUGUUUGUACCCUGUGUGGCGGGGACUGUCCAGCUCUCGCCCAAUGCGAACGGUUCCGAAGAUCAACGGUUGCUGCCCGGAGGGCGUUUGUAAAUGAACGCAGGAUAUGCCGUAAAUGCCUUCGUUAUCAUGGAGGCGGAUGCAGCGUAAAAAUGCCGUGCGUAGUGAAUGGAUGCAACGGGCAACGCCACGAGCUACUCCUCCUGGAUGACCAGACACCAGCCAGCCCCAACCAGCGCGAUCUUCCAAAUGGUACAGUGGGCGAGUAGAUACGUUCGCUUUUUUAGAUGACGGCUCUACAUCCACGUUCAUGGAGCAUGAGCUACUUAAGGAGCUGGGAGUUAGCGGAACACCGCACCCGCUAUGUCUACAAUG
Molecule: messenger RNA, 2605 nt
Organism: Anopheles arabiensis
Lineage: Eukaryota; Metazoa; Arthropoda; Insecta; Diptera; Culicidae
Exons: 2
Coding region: 472-2499 (675 amino acids)
Source: RefSeq, a predicted model, not a curated record